Molecule: messenger RNA, 3378 nt
Organism: Sciurus carolinensis (gray squirrel)
Lineage: Eukaryota; Metazoa; Chordata; Mammalia; Rodentia; Sciuridae
Gene: Eri2
Product: ERI1 exoribonuclease family member 2
Exons: 9
Coding region: 871-2922 (683 amino acids)
Biological process (GO): exonucleolytic trimming to generate mature 3'-end of 5.8S rRNA from tricistronic rRNA transcript (SSU-rRNA, 5.8S rRNA, LSU-rRNA)
Molecular function (GO): 3'-5'-RNA exonuclease activity; zinc ion binding; nucleic acid binding
Source: RefSeq, a predicted model, not a curated record
ACCAACCGUCCGCGUCCGAGGCCGGAUUCCAAACGGCUCCGCAACGACGCCACCGCCGCCGGCCCGCCGGCCGAGAGGGCGCUCCCUGGCGGCUUCUCCGCCUGAAACCACUCUCCACGCCGCUGAGUCUCGGAAACGCCGGAGAGAAGCGCCGAAGUGAGCGCAAGGCACCGCCGCCGCCUCUGCCACCGCGACCGACACAGCCGCGCGGGACGUUUGAACGGACCGGAAGUGGGCGUGGCCGGACUUCCGGCAGUUGGAUGUGGGAGAACCGGGAGUGUCGGGGGAAUGGCGACCAAGCGGUUGGCGCGGUAUGCGAGUGGGUUCUCGGCGACGCGGGGGAGGGGUGGUCGCUCUGGGUCCGGCGCAGGCGUCCCCGGCAGCGCGGCGCAGGCGGCGUCUUAGCUGGCGGCCUCCAUUUUCCGCGUUCUCGGCGUCUGGGACCUGCACUCUCGGAAAAGCUGCUGCCUGAACCUGGGUCUCGAGCCCCAGGCUGCGCUCUGCAGGGCGGGAAGGAGCCCGAGGAGCCCCGGCUUCUCGUCGUCCUGGCCUGGCCCUGGGAAAGAACGGGACGCGACAGCGCCGUAGCUUGUUGGGAGGUCCCAGGCAGGCGCCACUGCAUCAAGCCGUUAGCCGCACCACUUCAAAUGAUCCAGUUCAUAAGAUGAACCGUUGUGACCUUUUCUGAUUCCUGGAUAGGCUGGCUUUGAACUUGUGAUCCUCCUGCCUCAGCUUCCCGAUCCGCUGGGAUUAUAGACAUGCACCAUCACGCCGGGCCAAAACUGUCCUUUGACAAAUUAUCCAUUUUUCUCAUCAGUGUGGGUAGCAAAAAUGUCUGCCUCCUAGAAUGUUUGACUAAAUGAGUUCACCAUGCAGCUUGGAUUAAUUAGGAGAAAGUCAAUUGCACCAGCAAAUGAGAAUCUAGGAAGAAGAAAAUCCAAGCAGUUGUAUGACUACUUAAUUGUGAUUGAUUUUGAAUCCACCUGCUGGAAUGAUGGGAAACACCACAAUAGCCAGGAAAUAAUUGAAUUUCCAGCAGUAUUGAUGAACACAUCAACUGGAGAGAUUGAAUGUGAAUUCCAUACUUACGUUCAACCUCAAGAACAUCCAAUUCUUUCUGAAUUUUGCAUGGAACUGACGGGCAUAAAACAGGCUCAAGUUGAUGAAGGAGCCCCUCUGAAAAUCUGCUUGUCUCAGUUCUGUAAAUGGAUUCAUAAGAUUCAACAAGAGAAGAAAAUUAUGUUUGCUACUGGGAUUUCAGAACCUUCUACUUCUGCAGCAAAAUUAUGUGCAUUUGUUACUUGGUCAGACUGGGACUUGGGGGUUUGCCUAGAGUAUGAGUGUAAAAGAAAACAACUGUUAAAACCCAUGUUUUUAAAUUCCUGGAUUGAUCUCAGAGCAACUUACAAGCUUUUCUAUAGAAGAAAGCCAAAAGGACUAAGCGGUGCCUUGCAGGAAGUGGGAAUAGAGUUCUCAGGACGAGAACAUUCUGGGUUGGAUGAUUCUCGUAAUACUGCUCUUCUUGCUUGGAAAAUGAUCAGAGAUGGUUGUCUAAUGAAAAUUACAAGGUCCUUCAACAAGGUUCUCACAAAGAAGAACCCCAACAUUCUGGCCAGAAAUUUGAAUACAAAUCAAGAAGAAGAAACAUCUGCCUGCAACAUUAGCAUACAGGGUCCCAACAUACAUGAUAAAGAGCUUAAAAAUGAAAUAAGUGCUCGUGAAAAAGUUCAAACAAGUUCAGUUUAUGUGAAUUCCCCUAUAAUGGUACAGCAGGAUCAGUUACAACUAAAAAACAAUAUAAAAGCCGGUCUUCACAAUGUCAAAAGUUGCUUAUCUGUUUUUACUACAAAGCCCUCUACAUCUUUGGGACAGUUGCAAUUUCCCAGCUUAAAUUCGCCUGUCUAUAUGCAGAAGCAAAGAAACAAUGAACAUCUUGCAGUCAAUGCCAAAUCUAAGCCUUCAACGUUUAAUUCAGAAUUGGUACUUGUUUCUACUACCAUUCCUUCUGUUAAUCAUGUUUCUGAUGUGGAAAUGAGUUCUACUCUUGACUGUUUGCCUAUGUUGGCUGAAUGGGAAGACAUAGUUUUACUGCCAGCAUCUCAAUCUGAGGAAAAUACAGAUUGUAUACUUCCUAUUAGUGACACGAACGUAGAGACUUCACUUAAUUCUGGAGAAAGAUUAAUGGUAUUAAAAGAAUCAGAAAUGCUGAGUCAUGAGAAUUUUGGCAGCAUCAAGGAAACUUUUCAGGAAUUGGAGACCACUCAGUCCAUUGUGUAUAAGAGUCCUCACACUACUAUUUAUAAUGUAAAAGAAGCUAAAUAUCCAGGUUCAGACGAGUCAGCCUUUAAAUUGCCUGAACGCAAAUUAUGUGCCUUUAGCAGUGUUAAUGCCAAUGCAGCUCGUUCUUCAGUUUUGGGGAAAUAUCCUCUUUCUUUAGGUGGCACUAAAAGGAAUUCAUCUAAUCCCCCAGUAUUCCCCCCAGCAAAAAAACAGAUCUUCACUAUUCAUGAAGAAAGGCCAGCAUCAUCUGAUUGCUCCCCAGGAAGAAGUUCUUGUCAGAAGGUUCUCCCCCCUGUAUUAACUUCUGCAGUGAAUCUACAAGAGCCUUGGAAGAGUGGGAAAAUGACACCUCCCUUAUGCAAGUGUGGCCGAAGAUCUAAGAGGCUUGUUGUUUCUAACAAUGGACCAAACCACGGGAGAGUCUUCUAUUGUUGCCCUAUUGGAAAAUACCAAGAAAACAGAAAGUGUUGUGGUUAUUUUAAAUGGGAACAAACACUUCAAAAGGAAAAAGCCAACAGCCUAGUUCUGUCUCAUUCCACAGGGGGACUCACUUUGAGUUCUCCAGUAACAAGCCAUGUUCGUGACAAUAAUUGUUUUCCUAUUAAAAAUUCUUUGAGACUCAGACCUUCAAUGAGGAAUUGAUAAACUUUCUUUGUAGUUAAGCUGUUUUUACUUUUAGGACAGCUUUUUUGUGACUUUUAGUGCAGGAAAGAUAAAGUAUAGGGCUACAAGUUUUGGAGACUUAGCAUAUCGGAAUUAUGUAGGCUGUACUGGAGCAGUUACACACACAAAGAGAAAAUAUAUUUCAUAACCUUUUAUUCACCAUUUGCUUAACAAUUGUCUCCUAAUUAUUCCUAAUUAUCUCCUAAUGACUCCUAAUUAUUCCUUAAAUUUCCACACAUGAACAUUCUGAUACUAUCUUACACAAUUUUAUUCAUAUCUCACAUAUUAAUGUUCACUGAGUUUCAUACUUCCUAUUUUAUAGGGGACUGGUUAUGUAGCUCAGUUGGUAGAGUGCCUGCCUCGCAUGCACAAGGCCCUGGGUUCAAUCCCCAGCACCACAAAAAAAAAAAAAAAAUUUAUAAAUUUAUUUCUUAC